GUUUGAUGUUUCUGCUGUCUCUGCCUCGCAGUUCAUUGCUGAACUUUACCCUCUUUUGCCGCUUUGUAAACCGUUAAAAAACAGAAACCUACUCCCCGAAGCCCCCCCUCUCUCUGGUGUUCAACCACCUUUAUAAUCCAUUUUCCAUCAAAUCCUUCUUUCAUUAAGGGUAGCCUCCACCGAUUUAGGCCAUGCACCGCCGGAAAAUUGGAUUCCCCGAGCAGAUUUUACCGCCGAGGAGAAGACUUGUUCCUGGGAUUGGUCUUGGCAUUGCCGUUCCUCUCAUUGUUGUCGGCUUUCUUUGGCUCUACACUUCUUCUCAUGUCAAUUUCUUCUUCUCUCUGUCUAAUCGCCCCACUUCCGUGGCUUCCCUCUUUUCUUCCUCGUCUCUCCCCUUUUCUGAUUUAACCGCUAAUUCUUCCAAGCUGGGGACCUAUGAUGGUGACACACCAACCCUUGUGCCUGUUCCUCCCCAUAUGGCGUCAUUGGUUCAGCCACUUGCCAAUGGGAGCUUGCAACUUAACACCCAUUCGCUAAAUAGCUCCAAAAUUUGGAAUGCAACUUUGUCCCUUGAAUCCAAAAAUGUUUCUGGAAAUGGAACAAUUUCUAGCCUAGCGAAGUUGGACUCCCAGAAGAUAACUGCAGAUAAUUUACCGAGUAACACCACGUCUUUGAACAACAAUACUACUCAAUACCAGAAAAAGAACAAUCAUUCUUCCAAUGCUGAGGACAAGAGAUCGUCCGAAGGUGAUGGUGGGUCUCAACCAGUGGCAACAUCAAAUAACAGUUUUGAUGAGGAGUGUGAUAUCUUCGAUGGUGGAUGGAUGAGGGAUGAUUCGAAGCCAUAUUAUCCUAAGGGUUCUUGCCCUUACAUCGACAGGGACUUUGAUUGCCAUCUUAAUAAGAGGCCAGACGAUGGAUAUUUGAAAUGGAAAUGGCAGCCAAAUGGGUGUAACAUUCCAAGUCUGAACGCAACACAUUUUCUAGAGGUGUUGAGGGGAAAGCGUUUGGUGUUUGUUGGGGAUUCAUUGAAUAGGAACAUGUGGGAGUCUCUGGUGUGCAUUCUUCGUCAUAGUAUAAGCGACAAGCAAAGAGUGCAUGAGAUAUCUGGAAGGACAGAGUUCAAGAAGAAGGGCUUCUACGCCUUCCGGUUCGAGGACUACAACUGUUCUGUGGAUUUUGUUAGUUCUCCAUUCCUAGUUAGGGAGUCUUCAUUCAAAAGAAAGAAUGGAACCAUCGAGACAUUAAGAUUGGAUCAAAUGGACCCAACCACCCAAAUGUAUAAGGAUGCCGAUGUUUUGGUGUUUAAUACAGGCCAUUGGUGGACUCAUGAAAAAACAUCGAGGGGAGAAGAAUAUUACCAAGAAGGUAACCAUGUGCACCCAAGGCUGAAGGUGUUGGAAGCGUUUAAGAGGGCUCUCACCACUUGGGGUCGAUGGGUCGACAACAAUGUUGAUAGAAAUCGAACUCUGGUUUUCUUCAGAGGGUAUUCAUAUUCUCAUUUCAGUGGUGGGCAAUGGAACUCGGGAGGGCAAUGCAGCGGUGAAACAGAACCAAUCUAUAACAAAACACAGUUGGGGAAGUACCCUAACAAAAUGAGGGCUGUGGAGUAUGUGAUUCAGGAGAUGGAAACGCCAGUGUGGUACUUAAACAUCACCAGGCUCACUCACUAUCGGAAGGAUGCACACCCUUCAAUUUAUAGAAUGAAGUACAAGACAGAAUCAGAAAAACGUGCCGGUCUCCGGGUUCAAGAUUGCAGCCAUUGGUGCUUGCCCGGCGUACCCGAUACUUGGAAUGAGCUGCUUUAUGCCUCCCUUUUAAGGAUGGCAAACAGAUAUUGGAGCAACUAAGCAAGUUUUAUAUGGACCAAAUACUGUUUAAUCGUUUAGGUUGUGAGCAGCAGCAUGGUACAUGGCUACAACUACAGUUGAGUGAUAGAUUACCUGAGGCGUGCAAAUGUAGAGCAACAAUAAUGAUGUAUGUAUUCUAUAAUCCAAAUCGUUUGAAAUAGAAAUGGACUUUUUUUAUUCAUUAACUUGUAGGUCAAAAGACGACCCCAUAAAGUAGACUGAGUAAGAGUCCACGCCAUUUCGUGACUUGCCGGAAUGCCGGAGCAAAAUCCAAAGGCCAAGCAGAGAAUGAAACUAAGUAGGCAGAGGGCAUGGCUGAUGGGUUUAGCUCAGGGAUUUGAGGAGGAAGGUGAGACAUUGGCAUUGUAUACCCUCACCGGAUCUCCACUAGCUUUUCUUCAAGGGCUGUGGUGAAGGUCCAUGGACCAAGCCACAGCGCGACUGCCCCCAUCUGAUUCAACGCCUCUUAGAUUAGAAAAGGUGGGGGAGAAGUUGGGUUCUCCAUUGUGGGUUUAAAUGCACGACCAACCUGGUACCCCAUUAUAAUACUCCCACUCUUCCAUUCCGCUCCAAACGAUUCAAAUUUGGGUGGAGCUUCCAUUCCCAAUUCAAAAUUAAUGCUCGGCUCGGCUUACAUUGAGAGCUCUCUUCAGAGCAUUGGUUGGGUAGGGACAAGGGAGGGGCAGCUCUGGCUUUCACUAAUAUUGUGCGAAUUUAAAAAUUGG
Molecule: messenger RNA, 2575 nt
Organism: Cucurbita maxima (winter squash)
Lineage: Eukaryota; Viridiplantae; Streptophyta; Magnoliopsida; Cucurbitales; Cucurbitaceae
Product: protein trichome birefringence-like 2
Exons: 5
Coding region: 192-1850 (552 amino acids)
Cellular component (GO): Golgi apparatus
Molecular function (GO): O-acetyltransferase activity
Source: RefSeq, a predicted model, not a curated record